Pelmatolapia mariae (spotted tilapia) is the source of this 1730-nucleotide messenger RNA. It is a transcript of the gene tmem177, whose product is annotated as transmembrane protein 177. The record is from RefSeq and is a predicted model, not a curated record. The transcript has 3 exons. Lineage: Eukaryota; Metazoa; Chordata; Actinopteri; Cichliformes; Cichlidae. Gene Ontology annotation, cellular component: membrane. The coding region runs from base 464 to 1396 and encodes 310 amino acids.
UCGUUUUUGCCGUUUGCAGUGAAGUACUUGACGUUUCAUCAGUGACAGCCUGCCUGUGUGUGCUUCAGAAGCUGUUGGUGUGUCUCUGACGACACGACCGCGGUCAGGUGUGAGGCAGGUGUUAGGUUGUAGGGUUAGCUCGGUUUAAUUCACCUGUUUGUUUACAGCGAGUCCUGAGUGAAGACACGACUGACUAUGAUUAAGUUUGACCCCAAACUACAAAACAAGUUAGUCUGACUCGUCAGCGAGCUAAAAAAAAAAAAAAAAAGUGCAGAACUGCUUCUGAAUGAUCCAUGAAUGAUGACGUCAUUAUCACGGUUGUGGAUUUGACUCCAUCCUGAACACUAAGGUUGUUAUUUGGGACUGUCACCACAUCAGGUUGUCUCUGUGUGACUGUGUCACCAACUGAAGCUUGCUGCUGAAAACAACACGAGAGCCAAAAAAAAGGAAGAAAAUAAAAGCCAUGGCGUCUCAUUUCCUGAAGUACUCUGUGCUUCUCCAGAAGUACCGCACUCCGCUGCUCAUUGCGAGCUGCGGUGGAGUCUUCGCCGCCAACAUGUUCUACCACGUUUUCCCUGACGUCUCCUACCGUCAGCUCUAUCAGGCCUGGCACAGGGGGGAGCCGGUCGUGCUGUCGGAAAAGCUGGAAAAUCUUUUUCAGCAGGUGCUGAAGGACUAUGGCGUCAGCUCACCCAAGAAUUUCUCGGCCUUUGCGUCCUUUGGCUUCCAUCCGGUUGGCGCUGGCGUCCCGUGGCUUCCUGCGGGCGCCCAAAUCGGCAUCCCGGCUAACUUCAACAGCACCGCCGACGACCCGAGUGGAAUUACCAAUCGCAACAUUUUCAUCAACGGCAAAACGGUGGACUGGAGCAGUGAGUCCGGUUCGACUCUAAAGGAGGCGCUUGUGUUUUCCCUCGACGCGCAGAAGUUCGCCAUAGCGCGCGAGGUGGCCCGCUUGCAGUCCGGGGGACCCGUCAUGGGCGCUGCUGUCGCUCCGUUCUGCCUGGGAGGGGUUUGGGUGUACAGCGUGGUGCUGAAGCAGGUUUUCGGGCUGUACGGCGGGCCUGCGCUGCUACGCGGGGCUGUGAACAUCAUUGCGCUUGGCAUUGGUGCUGUUUCCUACUUCCUCACCUCGGACGCCGUCAGCCAGUGGCUUGACUAUAGCUCGGACCGACGUGCGGCCGGAGUGUCCCGCGAUUACGCCAAAGGAGGGGUGGAGUUUUACGAUAAAAUUCUGUCCAGAAACAAAACGCUGCGCUCACUGAUGGGACAGAAGGGAGAGGAUAUGUACGCUCCCAGUGGGAACUUGUUUCCUGCUCACGUCCUCCAGCUGAAACACACGCCGUACACCUCCAGGAGGGAGCAGAUCCUCGCUCUGCUGAAAGAGGAGAAAGUAUGAGAGGAGGGCUAGCGAUGGGAACUAAACUAGCAAGACUUUUCAUGUUGUUUCUUAAAAUUAUGUCAUCACGGAUGUGCUGAAUGUAAUUUGUAAUCAGCAAAGUCCUGAGGGGUCGUGUAUUUGCUGAUUUUAUGCAACAACGAUAGCGUGUAGGGCACAGUGUACCAAUAAACUGUUUCCCUGCCUGUGUUUGUGGUCAUAUGUGUGAUCAGUCGUAUUAGUCGGAUGCCGAUAAGUGCUAUUCCUGUUUCUCUCACCCAGGUGCAAAAACAUACUCAUGUACAUACAUGCAUUUGUAUUUUUGUUUCUAUAAUAUGCUCUGGAUAGAUUUAGA